UUUUGGGAUUUUUAGGAUUUUGUUUCUAUUAUGUUCUUUGCCUUUCCAGGUGGAUUGAUUGAAAAAAUGGUUAAAAUUAGAUCUGGAUUGUGAAUAGAAUUGAGUGUGACUGAGGGCAAAAAAGGACAAAGAAGUGAGUGUUUGGGGUAAAUUAUAAAAGAAAAGUUGGAGUCUUUUCUUGUCUUUCUCUGUUCUUUGGACAAGUUCAAGAUUCUCCAUAGUGGUGCCAAAACAUUGGACUACUACUUAAUUACUUAUGCCUAAAUGAGAAGGUUAAACAAAGGGUUAAAAAAACUGGGGCACUUUGGACCGAUUAGAGGUGAUGAAGGCCCUUCUGCAUAGACUAUAUAGGCAAGGUGUGAAAACCUGGGAAUUGACCGGGAGCGAUUCUUGGACAAGGGUUCUGGGGCUUAAGAUUAGUCUACGUAAACAUAAUGUAUCAAAAGAAAAAAAAAUGGAGCCCAAAUGAGAGUAUCUUUCAUCAGCUACUUUAUUCUUACCAUGCCAGGUCAAAAGUUCCAAAGGCAAAUGGGGUAUGGUGGCUGGGGAAAGAGUGCAGAGAGGAAAAGAUGGGAAAGAAAAAAAGUAUAUGAUGCAAAUAGUGAAAAGCAAGAAAAGACUAUGCCUAUAAUCCUUCUUGGCCAUAAUUUUCUUUUGGAUAAGUGAUUUUAGUGGAAACCUUAUUUUUUCUUGGUAGAUAACUGUGAUUUCAAUGAGGCAACUCAAUCUUUACUGGUUGUAGUUAAUGGAUGUCUUUUUCUCUUAAUUAUAACCAACCCUCUAUGCAACUCAACUUACUUGCUUGUCAUUAUGUUAUAUUGUUUUUUCUUAUUUUCAUUUCGCCUAGUGCUAACGGUCUAGUUGUGCCUUUUCUUUCUCUUUGUGGUGGGCGCUCAUCGUCAAUUUCUAUACAGGAAUAUGUCAUCAUUAUAUCGCCUUAUGCCCGUUAUCACAUUUUGUUUGUGCUGUGCUGUGCUGCCUUUUUUACUAACCUGUCAUAGCUCAUGAUGAUUCAUGGCAGAUGUGCUCGGUUUAUCAUUAGCUCAAGGUAUUCUAUGGAGAAUUUGCAGCUUUCUUGAAAUUAAAGUCUUGUUUGCCAGAUGGAUUUUUGCUCUCCUAAACUCGAGUAUGAAGGAAGAUCAGCAGCCUCGAGUUUUCUGUCAUUCGAGUCUUUGCAAGGAGGAGGCAGAUUUGGUUUUCUUUGAAGAGAAAGCGGCGUUUGAUUCCAAUGAUCCCGGGCUUGAAAUCUCCCCGCUUGGCUCAUCCGUUGAUCGUAAAGAUCAAAUUUUCUCGUCUGACAUAUCAUCUGCAGCAGAGUUUUCACACUCAGAUCCCGACAACAGUGUUAUUAAAUGUGAGCUCCAUGAGUUAACAGUGUACAAUGUUGUCAAAGACAUCUGUGUCGAUGAGGGGGCUCGUGGUGUGGAUAAGAUUUCAAUCGAAAGGUGGACAGGCGAUGAUCAAGACAAAAACCGUGAUAUCCAAGAAGAUGAUGACAGUAAAUUGCUCUCUGAAGAUCAAUCAAAACCAAGAGACGUCGAUGGUGGUGAUGUUGCUGAUGAAUGUACAACAAAGGAAAAGGAAGAUAUCGAACCAAUUGUUCCAGAUCGUCGAGAAUUUUCCUCAGAAGUCGAUGAUAGCAAAGGCACUGCUAAGGAUGCUUUUGUAGAAUCAACAAAUGAACAGAAUUCUCAGAUGCCUUCUGAAGAGACGAACACAGCUGAGAAAAACGCUGAAAACCUCCCCGAACCUGUCCUCAUCUCAGAGCCUUUGCACGGGGUAGAGAAUUCUGAUAAAACUUCAGCCUCGAACGCCAUCCCGUGCAGCCACAAUGCUCGUGGGCAACUGCCCGAGUUAGAAGAUAGGCCUAAUCCUGAGGAUAAGGCCUCCAAUUACCUUUUGAUUGCCAGCAGCAGAUCAGAUCGGUUUACAGACGGGGAGACUAGUUUCUCUGCAGCAGGUCUAGUUGCAUACUCGGGGAGCAUUUCUCUUCGUUCAGACAGUAGCACAACGAGCACCCGAUCCUUUGCCUUCCCGGUAUUACAAUCAGAGUGGAAUGGCAGCCCCGUAAGAAUGGCAAAACCGCAGAAGAAAGGCUGGAGGCACAGUAUUCUCUGCUGUAGAUUCUGAAUUCUCUUACCAUUUCAUCUAUAGGCUCUUAGGUUGGUAUAUACAUCACAAAAACCCGAGGUUCACAAUUCAUUGCUAUAUUGGUUUUUUAUUGGGUGAUGAGGAAAACCCGCAGCCACUACUCGAGAGUGUGCACUGGUUUUCGAGUAUACAUGUUGAUAUCAUCUUUAGGCUAUUGGGUGCAGUUUCUAGUAGGGUUUAGCAUUGCUUGGAGUUGCAGAUUCAAGGUUUACUAUAUUAUAUUUAGGUUUAGGAAGUUUUGCCAAAUUGUUCUUUAGGCAAUUUCCUUGCACAUACAAUCUUUGAUCAAUGGGAUUUGUUGAGUUGGUAAAUAUAAUCUAUUAGACUCGAACAAGUUUAA
This is a messenger RNA of Ipomoea nil (Japanese morning glory), 2491 nucleotides long. RefSeq lists its product as uncharacterized. The record is from RefSeq and is a predicted model, not a curated record. NCBI's taxonomy places the organism in Eukaryota, Viridiplantae, Streptophyta, Magnoliopsida, Solanales, Convolvulaceae. Gene Ontology annotation, biological process: regulation of asymmetric cell division. The coding region runs from base 1015 to 2130 and encodes 371 amino acids. The transcript is spliced from 4 exons.